CCCACCCCUCCCAGCACUCCACACCUUUUCCGGCUGGUGCUGGUGGCAUCUGCACUCAAAGCACCGGAGGAAACUUUCAAGUCCCUUACCCCUCAUCUUGACUUGGGUCUACGUUAGCUUUCAAAAGAGAAGCCCAGGGACAGCCAGGCAUGCUCUGCUGCAGCUCCUCCUUCCCUAAGACCUGUCCCUGAUGUCAUAACUGGGUAGUAACUAUGACAGCCCGUCAUGGGGACAGCUAAGUACCUCACAGCGGAGUCUAGGUGCCUCAUUUCAGAAGUAAGACUAGGAAGAGAAGAUGAACAAUUCCCUGGAUUACCUAGCCUACCCUGUAAUCGUCUCUAAUCACAGGCAGAGCACAACAUUCAGGAAGACCCUGGACUUUGGCCAUUACCUAUCUCACAAGAAUAGAAUACAAAUCGUGAAACCUGCUGUUGAUACCAAACCUCCAGUGGCGCACACACACCACAUUUUAAAACUGAGCAAACUACAGGGUGAACAAAGGAAAAUCGACAAAAUCGAAUAUGAAAACAAGCAACUGUGUCAGAAAAUCGCCAAUGCUCAUCGCGGUCCUGCCACGGUAGAUUGCUGGAAUGAAUAUUUUUCCAAGAGCUUAAACAGAGAAACAAGGAACCGGGAGCUAGUGAGAAUCACCGUGGAAAACCUGGGCAUUCUGAAGAGGCUUGGUGAUCGCAAACCGUUCUAUGACCGCAGGUCAUCGGAGAUGGACUGGCAGAAUUCAAGAUGCUACAUCAGAAAUACAACAAAAUAUCUUCUCUCGCAAGAUGAAUAGGUAUGUCUUACCCCAGUUGCUCUUUACUGUAGGACACAGUGAUCACAAUUGAUACCAAAGCCCCAAGAACUGUAUAGAUGGAGAGCAAGGGUCCUAGUUAUGGGGUGAAUUUGCUCUUCUAUAAUAUUGAUUGGUCAUCCAUUCAGGGAACUUGGAGCUCUGUCUUUGUUUUCUCUCCAAGUAAGUAGGAAAUGACUGUCUUUCGUCAUCAGCUUUGAGGCUUUACAUGAGUCUUAGGAGAAGUGAUUUUGUUCCAAGAAGAUAUAAACAGGAGGUCUCAUGGCUUAAAUGUUGUGCCAAAGUUACAUUACAGGUCUCUGUCACUAUUCAGAUGUACUAUUGUGUUGGCAUUUUGUAUUAUUGAACAUUAUUAGUAAUGACUGAGUUUGGUUUUUCCCCUCCUGGGGAAAAGAAUAAAUGGACACGCAGGCUUUCCAAAGAAGAGUUCUGUAUAAUUGAUGGUUCUCCAUUUCUCUCUCUCUCUUCUCCCUAAAUACAAGGUUACUCACCAUGGAAAAGAUACAAGGAAGGCCCUAGGAUUUCUUAGCUGCUUAGAAUCUCAAGACACUCCUAAGUGGCUGAAUGCUUACUCUUAGGAUGCUACAAUAAAGCUUGGAACAUAAAAUGAGUAAAUUAACAUUUAAGGUACCCACAGGCUUUAAGUCUCAUCCCCAAAUGGAGACACAAUGGGGCAGGCAGAAGGAAAGACACCAAGCAUUUUUAUUUGGGGCUAUGAAAAGAAGUUUUAAUGAAAGAAAACUUUUUAAAACAUACACGAUCACCACCAUCCUGGGGGGAAUAGGUGUAGGGAGAUGAUCUAGCCAAAAGUUCAGCUCUGUCAAAAUGGAAAACAAAAGCAUGUGAUGAAAUUAAGGUCCAGACAGCACAGAGAACAAAUGCCAGUAGUUUCUCUGUGAAUACACA
Rhinolophus ferrumequinum (greater horseshoe bat) is the source of this 1714-nucleotide messenger RNA. RefSeq names its product CFAP97 domain containing 1 (gene CFAP97D1). The record is from RefSeq and is a predicted model, not a curated record. NCBI's taxonomy places the organism in Eukaryota, Metazoa, Chordata, Mammalia, Chiroptera, Rhinolophidae. The transcript is spliced from 5 exons. Gene Ontology annotation, biological process: sperm axoneme assembly. The coding region runs from base 296 to 790 and encodes 164 amino acids.